This is a messenger RNA of Pangasianodon hypophthalmus (striped catfish), 3750 nucleotides long. RefSeq names its product lipoprotein lipase (gene lpla). Gene Ontology annotation, biological process: lipid metabolic process. Gene Ontology annotation, molecular function: apolipoprotein binding; lipoprotein lipase activity. The transcript has 10 exons. The coding region runs from base 141 to 1673 and encodes 510 amino acids. Lineage: Eukaryota; Metazoa; Chordata; Actinopteri; Siluriformes; Pangasiidae. The record is from RefSeq and is a predicted model, not a curated record.
CGGCGACUAUUUCUAGUGGAAGUGCUGAAAGCGCGCAGGACAUCACGCUCAGUACUCUCACCCGGACUAAACCAAACUUUAUUCUGCAAUUAUUAUUAAAAAAAAAACCGAGUAAAUAUUUAGCACUUGUCGAAGAGAAUAUGGGAAGAGAAAACCUUGUUCUGCUCAUCAUCUGGAUGUAUUUUUUGAAUCUUUCUUCCAGUUUUUCAACCACAUUUGCUCCACCAGUGGAACCAAGCGCAUUCAUAGGCAACACCACAACCAACUCUACAGACUGGAUGGUGGACUUCAGUGACAUUGAGUCCAAAUUUGCUCUGAGAACGAUUGAGGAACCGGAGGAUGAUAUAUGCUACAUCGUUCCUGGCCAACGGGACAGCAUUAAAGAGUGCAAUUUCAAUCCAGACACCAAGACUUUUAUAGUCAUUCAUGGCUGGACGGUCACUGGAAUGUAUGAGAGUUGGGUUUCCAAACUGGUGACAGCGCUGUACGAACGCGAGCCAGUGGCCAACGUCAUCGUGGUGGACUGGCUGGUCCGGGCACAACAACAUUACCCAACCUCAGCCGCCUACACCAAGCUUGUGGGCCGCGACGUGGCCAAGUUUGUCAACUGGCUACAGGCUGAGCUGGAGUAUCCAUGGGAGAAGCUUCACCUCCUGGGCUACAGCUUGGGUGCUCAUGUAGCCGGCAUCGCAGGACUCCUCACAAGGAACAAAGUCAGCAGGAUCACAGGCAUGGAUCCAGCUGGCCCAAGCUUUGAGUAUGCUGAUGCCCAGAGCACACUGUCCCCUGAUGAUGCCCAGUUUGUUGACGUGCUCCACACCAACACACGUGGCUCUCCGGACCGCAGCAUCGGCAUCCAGAGGCCCUUGGGCCAUGUGGACAUCUACCCCAAUGGGGGAACGUUCCAGCCUGGAUGUAAUCUGCAGAACACAAUGAUGAUGGUGGCUACCACAGGGUUGAGAAACAUGGACCAGAUUGUGAAAUGUUCCCAUGAGCGCUCCAUCCACCUCUUCAUCGACUCCCUGGUCAACAUGAAGCAGCAAAGCAUGGCGUACCGCUGCAGUUCCAAGGAGACCUUCAACAAGGGUGUGUGCCUGAGCUGCCGCAAGAACCGCUGCAACAAGGCGGGCUACGAGGUCAACAAGGUGCGCAGCCGCCGGAGCAGCAAGAUGUACAUGAUGACCAGAGAAAUGAUGCCGUACAAAGUUUUUCACUACCAAGUUAAAGUCCAUUUCUUCAGCAAGAGCAAGAUAAGCUAUACAGAUCAGCCCGUGAAGAUUUCCCUGUAUGGUUACUCUGGAGAGAAGGAGAACAUCCCCUACAUUAUACCUGCUUUGAAAACCAACAUCACCAUCUCCUUCUUACUCACCACGGAUGUGGACAUCGGCGAGCUGCUGAUGGUGAAGCUGCUCUGGGAGAAGGACACCAUCCUCAGCUGGCCCUGGUGGAACCCCGACACUUUCCACAUUCGCAAGCUGCGCAUCAAAUGUGGGGAAACACAGUCCAGAGUGAUCUUCAUCGCCAAGGAAGGUGAGUUCUCCUACCUUGCUCGUGGAGGGGAAGCUGCUGUGUUUGUGAAAGACAAAGAAGCUCAGUCAAGCCGCAAAAAUGAAAGAUUGCACAAGUUGAAGAUGCAUGGCAGCUCAUUCAAAAAUACUGCCUUAGAUGCUUAGAGAUGCUCUCACACUUCCACCAUUUUGCCAGAGGAACCAGCUGAAACUGGACUGGGAAGGAGACGGUGCAGUUUCUGUACAUUCUGAUCCGAGCAAGUUGCAGAAUAGUAGCAAUUGUGUGACCUUCACCCAUAAGCACAUCCUGUAAGGAACUUUUACUUGUGAUAACCUUUAACUGCUGAGCAGUUUAAAUAAAAAAGCCUAACUUCUGAUUACCGCUCAGUAUUAUCGAUUAGCCAGACUUGAUCUGAGGUCACUGGAGCUCAGAGUAGAGCCAGAACCUGAUGUGACUGGAGCCUGACCACUUCUCAUUGGCUGUAACUAGGCAUGUGCCGAUGAUAAAAUCGGACCAUUCAAAAGACAUCAUGACUGAAAUACUGCUGAGGUUUGUUUAUGGUUGAAAAAGCUGACCAAUGAGACCAGCAAUGAUUUUAUGAUAAUAGUGAUAGGCAAUAAUGGUAGGAAAAUCGUGCACAUGCCUAGAUGCUAAAUAUUUCUUUAAAUGAAAGAUAAGAAGUCUUUUAUUGUUAUGCAAUAUAUAUGUGCGUAUAUGUAAGUAAACCGUUACACUGUUAUAAUGUGUGUAUUGAAUUUCUGUCAGCUUUGGUCAAACCGAAGUGAAAGUAAUAAACAAUGUAGGGCAAAGUGGGCGUCACGUGGGGCUGCACUCAGGUCACAGGGGCUUCGUAUGCCUGACUGACUGACUCACUUAGUCACUGACUGACGGAUUGACUCAUUGACUGACUGAUUGAUUUGCUGACUGACUGAUUGAUUCACCAGUCACUGACUGAAUGACUCACUGACUAAUUGAUUUGCUAACUGACUGACUCACUGAGUUACUGACUGAAUAACUCACUGACUGACUGAUUGAUUUACUGACUGAUUGAUUUGCUGACUGACUGAUUGACUCACUGAGUUAUUGACUGAAUAACUCACUGACUGACAGAUUGAUUCAUUGAGCCACAGACUGAUUGACUCAAUGAGUCACUGACUGAUGGACUCACUGAGUCACUGACUAAUUCACUGACUAGCUCUGAAGGUGAAACCACCUGAUGAAGGGAAUGAUUUUUGUGUCCCUGUUUACCUGCCUACAUAGCAAUCAAACACUGAGUGUCCUUGAUCACAGUGAAGUGGCUGGUGAUGCCAUGUUGAGGUAGUUUAUAAUGACGUGAUGCUAGGCUUUGUGUAUAAGAUGUCAUGGUGAAAUUUUAUAGAGUAUAAAAGGUGCACAACACUCUAAAACUCUGCGAAACACUGUGAAGCUGCCUAAAACCUAUAUACUACCUAUCAGAUACACUUAAUGCUGUAGAUCCGAUCUACAUGCAGGAAUUUAGCAGUCCACUUUUUACCAUAGAAUUUAAGUAGGCAUAGUAUGUUGACCACUUGCUAGCAGGGGACCAAAUACUCUCUUAGCUGAAUCUAUAUACAGAAAUGAUCAGUGUAAAUAUGUUUAAUUGUUCUAUAUUUGGAAAUGUGUAAGUUUAAGUUGUUUUUGUGUCUGUGUUUGGGUUACUGUGUUUGGCACAGGUCACUUUAUAGGCUUGGAUUAGUUUCCUGUUCAAUCUAUUCAUCACUUAAUGUCACAAUCAGAUGUUUUCAUUCUUUUGGUCAAUUGCUCACAAUUAAAUCAAAAGAUCACUCAAGACCUAAAACAUAUUUGUCUAACGUUUAGGUUUUGAUUGGUUUUCAGUAUUUAAUCAUACACUUAAUUUUGCCUUAUAAUGUGCUCUUCUGCCAGAUUGUUGUGAAUUAAAGGAAUUCUGAACAUGCUUCUGCACACUUCCUGAUUGUGGCUUAAGUAGGUAAACUACACACAAUUCAUCAGCUGUGGUGUUAUAGUUCCUACCAUGCACCAGAAACCUAGCCCUGAGGAAAUCAGAAUUAAAUAGGCCUUAUGAAAAUUCCAUCAGGAUGAAUUUCCCCCAUAAGACCCAUAAAGACAACAGGAUUAUUUAUUAAUUGUAUAUAUUUGUACAUUAGCCUUGUAUAAACAAUGUAUACCCUUGGGAUUAUUCAUCGUAUUAAUAUGCAAUGCACUGCAUAAGUAUAUUUUAAUAAAGAGUAUGUUGCAUUAUAA